Phalaenopsis equestris is the source of this 1496-nucleotide messenger RNA. RefSeq names its product zinc finger protein CONSTANS-LIKE 6-like. The coding region runs from base 47 to 931 and encodes 294 amino acids. NCBI's taxonomy places the organism in Eukaryota, Viridiplantae, Streptophyta, Magnoliopsida, Asparagales, Orchidaceae. Gene Ontology annotation, molecular function: protein binding. The record is from RefSeq and is a predicted model, not a curated record. The transcript has 4 exons. Gene Ontology annotation, cellular component: nucleus. Gene Ontology annotation, biological process: regulation of flower development.
UCUGCUUCGAGUGGGAGAUAGUAGCCGAAGGUAGCCGGGGAGGGAGAUGUACGCUGGAGCGGCGGAGAUGCAAAACUUCCGGCCUAUGGACGGCGAGCUCCGGCGAUGGUUUCCCGGUGAUGUCGGCGGCUAUGACUCUACUAUGUGCAACCUGAUCUAUUCUGCUCCUCCAUCUGAAUAUGAUGUGGGAGAUCUAUUCAAUGCACCAGAGCCCAUCAUAGAAGAGCCUAUACUUGAAUUAGAUCCUGUUACAGCUGCAAUCUGUAUGAUGUCAAAUUGUGAAGAUGUUAUUUCUGCUGAGGCAAUGAAGGUUGAAGACAUAGAGUCUAUUCGAAAUGAGCAUCUCUUCAGUGAAGUUUUCUAUGACUGCAAAAAGGAGCUCCUGGAGAAAUCAGCUAUCAAAGAUUCUUUUCCUGAGCCGCCAAAUUAUAAGUUACCUGCAGUGCAUGUAGAAGAUGAUCCUGGCAUAGAGAUGGAUAGUUCAGUUUCUGGAGGGCAAUUGCAGAAAAGUGUUAGUUCUGGAUGCUUGAAAUUAACUGAGUGGACUCAGGACAGCCCUGUGAAGCUAAAGUUAGAUGGAUUACAUGAAGUGAAUCUUGAAGAUGCAUAUGGGAUAAGGAGGACAUACAGUGAGGGAGAUAUUCAUACUCUUAGAAAUUGUAGAUCAAGCCUUGGAGACAAAGCCACUGUUCAUUCCUCUUUUGAACAACUUGAACUUCGUGACUUGAAGAUUGAAGAAAAAUUGAUUGAAAAUCGGAAGGAAAAGAUUGACAGAUACAUGAGGAAGAAGACCAGGAGAAAUUUUGGCAGAAAAAUCAAGUAUGCAUGCAGAAAAGCGUUAGCUGACAGCCAGCCUCGUGUGCGGGGCAGGUUUGCGAAGAGCGAGGUUUGCGAGGCAUCAGCAAAGCUUCCAGCUCACGCAGAUUUAUAAUCAGGGAAUGGGGGCCUUGAUGGACGGUCCAAAAUCUGUUUGGAAAAUUAGGUAAAUGACCAUUUCGCCACUGCCUUUGCUUUCAGCUAUAGUUUAAAAAUAAGGGCAAAAUGAUCAUUAUGUUAAAUUUGAGUGAAAUGCCCAAACAGUCUCUUAGCUGUUUACAUAAGUUCAUUUCAGUCCCAGAAUCUAUAAGUCCCAGAAUCUAUAAGUGUUAAUUUAGUUCCCAUAUUUUUUUUUUAAUUUUGGGUUGGAAUGGUUAUCGGUCGGAACCACUUCAGCUCAUAUUAAAAGUGUUUAGGGACUAAAUUAACAAAUUUUGAUUAAAAUGACCACCUGUAAAAAGCCAGGAGGCUAGUUUGACAUUUUUGCUCGUUAAAUUUAUAACAGAUUUGGAAUUACAUCACCGUACUAUUAGUAGUAGCCAGUUAUUUGUAUUUCUAAUAUCUUUGCUUGGGUAAAGAGUAUGAAGUCAUUUGUCUGUAGGUCUGGAGUGAAGCUGGGUCAAUGUAAAUAUGUUAUUUAAUUUUUAUGAGUAAAGUAAUAAGGUGCUUUGAUCUAAAUU